Messenger RNA from Oryza brachyantha (malo sina), 2326 nucleotides. RefSeq names its product glycosyltransferase family 92 protein Os08g0121900. The transcript has 2 exons. The record is from RefSeq and is a predicted model, not a curated record. Bases 282 to 2042 code for a protein of 586 amino acids. NCBI's taxonomy places the organism in Eukaryota, Viridiplantae, Streptophyta, Magnoliopsida, Poales, Poaceae.
GGCGUCGGCGUCGCGCAGCGCAACCACCGCUUCGGAUUCGGCGGCCACCUCGCCAUUUACGGCAGCCGCGGCGGAGAGAGAAGACUGAGGAGGGAGAGAGAGAGAGAGAGAGAGAGAGAGAGAGAGAGAGAGAGAGAGAGAGAGGCGUGACGGCUCCAAUGCUCGCCGCCGCCGCCGCCGCCGACGAGGAGCUGUAGUAAAUGGUGCGGGCUGUGGAGUUGGCUGGUGCUCGUGGAUCGAUCUGAGUUGGAGCUGCUGGAGUGGUGGUGGCGGUGCCGGAGAUGGCGUUGGCUGCGAAGGAGAGGAAGCUGAGCAGGCUUGGUAGCAAAGGCAGUAGUGGAGGUGGCGCCGGCGCCGGCGGCGGGAGUUGUGCGAGGGGGCAGCGGGCGCCGGCGGGGACGCAGCGGCGGCUGUUCGCGGCGUUCUUCGCGUUCCUCUGCGCCGGCGCGGUCGUCUUCGGCGCUGCGCACGUCAUUGGAGCAUCCUUCCGACCUGUGCUCAAGACGGCAUGGCCGUCGGCCACCCUGAACGCCGUGUCCUCCGAGCGCGGUGCGCAGCAAGCUGGCGUCGUCAGUGUCGACACCGUGUUGCCUUCUGUUCAUAUCCAGCACGCAAUUGCCUUGCCGGACCAUGUUCUCCUGAUGCUCAGAGAUGGCUCAUUGCUGCCGUCUUCAGGGCAAUUUGAGUGCCUGUACUCCCCUGUCAACUCCUCACAGCUGCGUCGUCUGCCCCUGUCUGUUGCCGCCUUGCCGGAUGGACCCAGCCUUGUUCAUUGUCCUGCCGGACCAGCCAGAGUUGCUGUAUCCCUGUCACUGGCGCAGUCGGCUCCGGUGGCGCCGUUGCAAUGGGAUCGGCUUGUGUACACUGCACUUAUUGACAGCCGGGACAACUCCACCGUGGUGUUUGCCAAGGGGAUGAACCUCCGUCCGGGUCGUCUAGGUGUGCCAUCACGGUAUGAGUGUGUCUUCGGCCGAGAUUUUUCGAAGCCAAAGCUUGUUGUCACUUCCCCAGUGGUUUCUGCUGCCCAGGAGAUAUUCCGGUGUGUGACACCAGUUCGCAUUCGCCGGUACCUCAGGAUGACUACUGGUGGAAAAAGCAGCAGAAAUAAUGAUGAAAAGCCUAUGUUGGUCUCCAUCAGGACUAAGGGCCGGGGAAGCUCUACACUUCCUUCAAUUGCACAACCUGAGCCACUUCCUCGGUAUAACAGGCAUCGGAGACAAAAGGCACACUCAAUGUGUGUCUGCACCAUGCUUCGCAACCAAGCUCGUUUCAUCCGGGAAUGGAUCAUCUAUCACUCACAUAUUGGUGUGCAGCGGUGGUUCAUCUAUGACAACAACAGCGACGAUGGCAUUGAGGAAGUCCUCAGCACUAUGGAUCCAUCCAUGUACAAUGUGACACGCCACUUAUGGCCAUGGAUGAAAUCUCAGGAGGCUGGAUUUGCACAUUGUGCACUCAGGGCUCGAGAGAGUUGUGAGUGGGUGGGGUUCAUUGACAUCGAUGAGUUCCUGCACUUCCCUGGCAACAGAACACUACAAGAUGUCAUACGAAAUUACUCAACCAAGCCACGGAUUGGUGAGCUCAGGACUGCAUGCCAUAGUUUUGGUCCAUCAGGCCGGACUAAAAUUCCGAAGAAAGGUGUUACAACAGGCUACACAUGUCGGCUGGCUGCACCUGAACGCCACAAGUCAAUUGUCAGGCCAGACGCAUUGAACCCAUCCCUGAUCAAUGUUGUGCACCACUUCCAUCUGAAGGAAGGGAUGAAGUAUGUGAACAUUGGUCAGGGUAUGAUGUUGAUCAACCACUAUAAAUACCAAGUAUGGGAGGUGUUCAAGGAUAAGUUCUCCGGACGUGUUGCGACAUAUGUUGCUGAUUGGCAGGACGAGGAGAAUGUUGGAUCCAGGGACAGGGCUCCUGGGCUUGGGACCAAACCGGUUGAACCGAAGGAUUGGCCAAAACGUUUCUGUGAAGUAUAUGAUACCGGUUUGAAAGAUUUUGUUCAGAACACUUUUGCAGAUCCACACUCUGGAAAUCUUCCAUGGUAGAUUGGUAAACACUUCAUUUGAUCAUGCACAGCACGGCACCACAAUAACUGACAUGGAGACAGACAGGAAAAGGAGCCAAAAGGAAAUUAGGUAGAAGAGCUAUUUGCUCUUUGGUAUAUUUUUAGAUUUUUAAGGUCUUCCUUUUCUUAGUUCAUUUAGAAUCAUCAUUUUUUUGUUACAUAUCUAAGAGGGAAAUGAUUCUUUUGUAGAUACAGAUAGGUAGCACAAUUCACUGUAAGUUUUCUUGGGGAAGAAACAAUCAUACAAUCAGUUACUUGCUUUCA